This is a messenger RNA of Bursaphelenchus xylophilus (pine wood nematode), 9069 nucleotides long. The record is from the annotation of a GenBank genome assembly. Lineage: Eukaryota; Metazoa; Nematoda; Chromadorea; Rhabditida; Aphelenchoididae.
AUGGUUUGGCUGUGGAUGUUGCUCUGCUUGGCAUCGGCUGGAGCUCAUCGGUGUGCCUAUCAGCCCCCACGGCCCGGCGAUGUUAUCGUCAGUCAUCGACGUAAUUCGGUCAACAGAAGAGCUCGAAGUUUGUCAGACAAGUUCCAUAUCCAUACUGUUUUCGACAGAUCCGUCACAAAAGAUCUUCCUCAAAAUCUUUCCAUUCAUGUAAAGGUAACUGGAGUUAUACAGGGUGUUUCAAGAAAUCUUCCAGGAAAGCUUUCGCGAAUAUCCUUGAGCUUUGGGGCAAUCGAAGAAUUUUCCGAUUUGAAAUAGUGCGUUGUUAGAAUACGUAACAGAUUUUUUUUCUCGCGUCGAUGUAGGGUCCACGCCGGAUAGCAAAGGUUUUGUACACAUUACAACUUAAAGUUAGCCAAAACUAAGAAGUCAUUCCAAAAAAUUGUAUUUUAACACCGGGUUUUGCCCACACAAAAAGUUCGGAAAGAUGCGCUCUGUAAAAUGUAGGUAUAAUAGGAACACAAUUUUUAGGAUUUUUUGAUUCCUCAUGCCAUGGAGUAUUGGACAAAAAACUUAAGAUUAAAAGGCGGUGGAAUUAACGGGAUUACACUGGAAAGGUCGGUAUAAUCCUUACGUAUGUUCACAGUAAUCUCUAAUUUAAGAGGUUGCAUAUCACAUAAUGAAUAUCUCUGGGGCAAUCGGCGUGUAUGUACAUUUGGAUGCUUACCGGAAACAAAAUGCGGAGAAGCUGUAAUUCCCGACCAUCAUCUUUAUGUAAGCAUUACAUCAAGAUUUACAUCAUCAAUAUUGAAAUAGAAGCAAGAUUAUUCUUUGCAGCCAUGCCUGAGCCGUAAAAUCGUUGUAAACACAUCUCCGAUCAGACAAGUAAUGACCAAUUUUAUUUUGUAUAUCACGGCGUUCAACUCGACAAGAUGUAAUGAUAUGGCCACAGUUGCAUAUGCAGUCCAUUGUCAACAAGACUCUACAAAAAGGUAGACUGUUACUUCAAUUAGUUGAAUUUUACGUGUCCGUCCACUAUAGGUAGAUGCAAUUAGAGACAGAGUUUUGAAAUCCUUGCAAAUAUCCUGAACACUCCUGUAUCUCUGUAAAAAAAAGUGUAUUUUAUGUAUUCUCUACUUUUUUUUCUUAAGCAUUAGUACUCUUAAAAAGUCAUUAUUGGAUAUUUUCUAAAAAAAAUACUUGAUCUUGAAGUAGUACUGUUAAAGGACCACAAAAGGUAUUUUUGUAACCGAAAUUUCCUCGGCUAAAAAAUUGAAAAUCAGGAAUUUUCGUGUCGAUAAAAUUCCGAAGAACAAAUGUUCUCGAUAAACCAAGAUUUGAAGUUUAAUUCAAAAUUUUCAUAAAUUAUACUGUGCGGAUAAGGUCCCGAUGCGAGGAUGUGACUUUCUUUUUUUUUGACAGUUAUGCGGCAAUAAUUUUUAGAAUGCACACGAUAAUAUGGGUAACCCAAAUCAAAGAAUUGAUUUUUUCGCAAAUUUUACCCUAUUUUUUGUCACAAUAAGCGUUUUUUUACUUUUGUCCCACAUAUUAACAAAAUGUAAAAAAUUAAUUAACAAAAUGUAAAAAAUGUAAAAAUAAUUGUAAAAAAUUAAAAAAAAGCUCGAACGAGCUUUCUGAUUUAUGUUCUCUUGGUACAUUCUACUAAGCGUGCUCAAACAGAUGAUAAUUAUUUUGAUUAAAUAGAUCGCUGUUACUGCGGUGAAUUUUGCAGUUUAAGAAAAUAUUCGUAAGAGGGACACUAUUUAUGGGACAACCUAAUACUACAGGGCGGUUUAUCCGAAGCUUCCAUCCUUAUUUCAAGUAUUUCUCCGCCAAUAAUGCACCAAUUUCUAUACAAUUUAUAUCAAAUUGAAGCUCAGGUGCCCCAUUUUUUUCACCCAGUAUGACAGGCCCAAGUUCACGGAGGCUCCCGUGCUGACCCUUGACAUUUUCAUUCCAAAUUUUGAAGCCCGAAAUCGGUGAAACUUAGAAAAUUUUUGCAAUGAUUUUCAAUUGAGUUCUUGUACUUGGAAAAUAUUGGACGUGCUUUUCGGUGCCCGCAAAUGGACUUUUCGAUGCCCGCAAAUUUUCGCGGUUCGCGACCGCAAAUUAAAUCGAAAUCUGCCCGCACUUUUUCUGCCCACAAAUUAUAAAAAGGUUAUGAAACACCUGGAAUAUGGAUAAUUAGUCAAAUAUUUGUAUAAAUACGGUGUAAUUAAGAACUUUACAUAUGUAAAAAUGCAUUUGACAAAAAAAGCUUUUGAGAAGUGUCUCUGAUCCGUGUUUUCUGGGAUAAAAUUUCAAAUCACGAAAUGGUAUCAUGUUUUUGGACAAAGCUGAUGAAUAUGGAGUCCAAAUCAAGUUGUUAUAAAGGCUGAACAAAACUUUUUUUUUGUCUAAACGAACUUUUCGAUGCCCGCAGAUCGGAAAUUCGGGUCCUCAGACAUUACCAAUGUAAAAAUCUUCAUUUUUAUCUUCCAUAAGUCACAUUAUGACACUUUUCACGACCAGUGACACCUAUUUUUCAGUAGAAAAGUUCAAAUUUAAAUUUGCGGGCAAAAAAAGUUUGAAAACUUUUGGAUGCCCGCAAAUCAAAAAAUGCUCCAAAACCUUUCGUAAGCCACCGUAGUGAAAAAAAAAUUGAUUACUACGACAAGAUUAGGCACUAUGAUCAUUUUGUGGCAAUUGAGGCCGAUUUGUUUGCAGGAAAACGGAUUUUUGACAGAAAAAAUAUUUGCGGGCAAAAAAAGUUCUAAAAAUUUUUGAAUGCCCGCAAAUCUGAAAAAAGCUUCUAAAUCAAUCGAAAGUAGUUGUGAUGAAAAAACGAGUUCCAUAAGUCACAUUAUGACACUUUUUACGGCCAGUGACACCGAUUUUUCAGUAGAAAAAUCCAAAUUAAAAUUUGCGGGCAAGAAAACGGUUUCUUGGCAGAAAAAAUAUUUGCGGGCAAAAAAAGUUCCAAAAAUUUUUGAAUGCCCGCAAAUGAAAAAAGGCUUCCAAAUCAAUUAAAACUUGUUGUCUUGGGUAAAAUUGGGUUAAUAAUGCUACUAUGACAAGUUUUAUGACCAUUGGCACCGAUUCUUGGGUUGAAAAGUUCGAAUUUAAAUUUGCGGGCAAAAAAAGUUUGAAAACUUUUGGAUGACCGCAAAUAAAAAAAUGCUCUAAAAUCUUUCGUGAGCCACCGUAAUGAAAAAACCUUGAUUACUAUGUCAAGAUUAGGCGCUAUGAUCGUUCGACGGCAAUUGAGGCCGAUUUGUUGGCAGGAAAACGGAUUUUUGGCAGAAAAAAUAUUUGCGGGCAAAAAAAGUUCCAAAAAUUUUCGAAUGCCCGCAAAUCAAAAAAGGCUUCCAAAUCAAUCAAAACUUGUUCCCAUGGAGUCAUAGCAUCUUUAUUUUACAUUGGAAGUAGUUGAGUUAUCACUUAGAGGUUUGUUAUUAUGAAUUUUUUCUCAUUUUUGGGAUAAAGCGCCUCUUCCUGCAGCGCGCCGAGGUCUUCCGGGUGGGUUUCCAGUAAACCUGAUGGUCCGAUCCUUUUCUUGUUCAGUGAAGUCAUGGAGUCCUUCUUUUUUUGCAAUAAAGACUGCGUGCUUACAUUGAGUCGCCGAUUUUUGCCCAACGGGGCAAGAACACGAAUAAUACGUACCACAUUUUCGAAGCAUGUAAAAUGAUCCUUUUAAGGCUUUGUAGGACUCAAGAGAAUUAAAAUUGGCUUGUUUUAAAUCGUUGAAAUUUUUCAGAAGAUCAACGCUUUCAUCGGCAGUUGAUGACUGAAUCAAGUAAUACCGUCCUAUAUUUUAGGUUUUAGUCUUGUGGCCUUGCUUACCUGACUUAAACUUCAGGUACUUCAAAAAAUUGGGAUCCGCUCGCGAAUUCACAUGCAUAACGAAUGCUUUUCUUGCAGCUGACAGAUCCACUGCAGGUUUUUCAGGAAGGUUUCUCUCGACCUCAAGAGAUCUCGAUACUAGUUCGUCUCUUAACAACGGCACCAUAUGUUUGAAAUCUACUCGUUCCCUUUCAGUUAUUGAGUCUUUAAACUUUCCAUGGUAACUUUCAGCUCCAUUGUUGGUGGAGCCGUGCUGUGUAGCACCCUCAUAGAAACGAUGCCUAAAAGUAACAGAUAAUGUACUGUAUUCUUACUUUUUUUCUGCGCCGUCUGCCGUCACCCACGGCUUCACCUUAGAAGCAAAUGUUUUUGCGCCAAGAUCGUUGUACUUCUGUAGGACAAGCUGACCAACUUUCAAAAAUUCUGUUUCCGUCUCUGCUCUUUGCAACAUAGAAAUAUCGUUCCGAAUUUCUUUUAGUAAUCGUUUUUUGUCUCUUUUCGGAAGAUGAGUUUGCGCAAUUUUCAUAAUGGCCUUAAGUCAGCGUACACAUUUUAUCUUUAAAAUCUUACAUAACCCAAUUUUUAUCCAAGACAACAAAUUUUAAUUGAUUUGGAAGCCUUUUUUGAUUUGCGGGCAUUCAAAAAUUUUUGGAACUUUUUUUGCCCGCAAAUAUUUUUUCUGCCAAGAAACCGUUUUCCUGCAAACAAAUCGGCCCCAAUUGCCGUCGGAACGAUCAUAACGUCUAAUCUUGACAUAGCAACCAAGAUUUUUUCAUUACGGUGACUCACGAAACAUUUUGGAGCAUUUUUUUUUAUCUGCGGGCAUCCAAAAGUUUUCAAGCUUUUUUUGCCCGCAAAGCUAAAAUUCAAAUUUUCCACCUGAAGAUGUGCAGCAGUUGUCUCGUGGCAGCUUGAAAUUACACAAAAAAAUGAUAACAAUGAAGAUUUUUACAUUCGUAACGUCUGAGGACCCGAUUUUCCGAUCUGCGGGCAUCGAAAAGUUCGUUAAAUCUAAAAAAAGUUUUGUUCAGCCUUCAUAAUAACUUGGUUUGGACUCCAUAUUCAUCAGCUUUGUCCAAAAACAUGAUAUCAUGCCGUGAUUUGGAAUUUUAUUUCAGAAAACAUGCGUCUGAGACACUUCUCAAAAAAUUUUUUGUCAAAUACACUUUUGCAUAUGUAAAUUUAUUAAUUCCACCGGAUUUAUACAAAUAUUUCACUAAUCAACCAUGUUUCAGGCGUUUUAUAACAUUUUUAUAAUUUGCGGGCAGAAAAAGUGCGGGCAGAUUUCGAUUUAAUUUGCGGUCGCGAACCGCGAAAAUUUGCGGGCAUCGAAAAGUCCAUUUGCGGGCGAAAAAAAAUUCCUCCUAUAAAUAAUUUUCUGCAUUGCUCUUGUGUUCUGGGGUAACAGGCUUCGUUAAUCGAAAUUUUUAAAAAUGCGAACAAAUGGACGAGACUGUCUACAUGCAUGAGGACAUCCACGCCGAAGAUAAAUAACAUGUUGUGAGGCCUAGAUCGCCCAAGAACAAAGCUUUUGUUUUCAUUCGUUCGACUUGGUACCUCGCCGAAUUGAAAUAUGCUUGUUAGGCACUUGGUACUUCUGUGAACCUUACUUUAAAAAAAAAAUUUUCAUCGAAUCCGGCGACUUUGUUUUUACCGGAAAUUCAAAAAUUUUCCAAGUCCGAGAAACUCAAUUGAAAAUCAUUCCAAAAAAAAUCUAAGUUUCACCGACUUCGGGCUCUAAAAUUUGGAAUGAAAAUGUCAAAGGUCAGUACGGGGGCCUCCUUGAACCUGGGCACGUCAUAUUUGGUGGACAAAAAAUGGGGCACCUAAGCUUCAAUUUGAUAUAAAUUUUACAGAAGUUGGUUUACUAUUGGCGUAGAAAUACUUGAAAUAAGGAUGGAAGCUUCGGCUGAACCACCCUGUACAUAAGAAAAGGAGUUUAAAAAAAAAUUCACAGAAAAAUUUCUUUUUAACAGUCCUACUUAAGAAAAAAGUAAAUAAUACAUAAAAACGCUUUACAAAGAUACAGGAAUAAUUUUUUACAAGGACACAGGAGUGUUGAGGAUGUUUGAAAGGAUUUUAGAAAUCUAAUGGCAUCUGCCUAAUCACUCUGCCCAUAAUGGACCGUUGCCGAAUUUUAUACCCAUGAAAUAUAAAGAAACUCAUUCUACGCCCCUUCAGGCCAAUUGCUGGUAAUGUUAAUAUCUGCCCAGCCUCCCUUUCAACUCGACCCCAUGAUCAGGAACUGUUAAUAUCUACUAUCAAGCAUGAGAUUGCACAUGCUCUCGUUUUCUCCGACGCACUUUUCAAAGAUUUCCCCAGGGUAUGGCGUUUCUAAGUUUCUUGCCGACGAUCGGGGUCCAAAAAAAUUAAAAAGAGGCCAUAAGGUUUUUGUGUAUAUAACGAGCCGGAAAAGAGGAUGACAAAAUAAAAAAAGUAUUUUGUGCGGUAACGUACAAAAAAUUGCGUUUCGAAUAUGUAAACUUCGUCAUCAGGCGGUUUAUAAACUAAAAAUGAUUUUAAGAAUUUCGUGGGGGUUUGAGCGCAGUUACAGUCAGAAAUACCAGAGUUUUUGCUUUCGGUGCAAAAAUAAAAAUUUGGUCUUGGUCUACGGAUUGUGUAUGUGAUAGUGGAUAUACAUACAAAAUUUCUAGUCAAUGAGUUGAAAUGACUGUCAAAUUUUUUAAGGGAUAGCCGAAACCUGGAUCAGCUAGCAAAGUUAACGAAAAGGUUGGAACGGGUGUCAUAAAGUUAGUUUGGAUAGCCAAACUAUGUAUUACAAUGGCUUCACAGACAAUAGCCACGGUAGUAAACAUCUUCGAUUGCCAUUUUGACACUUUGGCUAGCCGAUCCAAACUCAUUUAAAAAUUUUUUAUAAUUCCUAUUCUUUUCCACCGAUUCCAACAUUUUGGCUAGCUUUUUUUAAGUCUUCAAAGCCAUUCUGACACUUUGGUUAGUCAUUAAAAAAGUUGGCUGUCAUUUCAACUCAUUGGUUAGCUGGUCAAAGAAUUUUACAACAAUGGCUAUACAUCUUGGGGUAUACCCGAUCUGCCCCAAUGUUGUAGACUUUAAAAUUCUGCCACAUACACGUAAAAACCUCACGGCCUCUUCUUAUUUUUUUGAACAACGAUCGUCGGCCAAAAAAGCUUCCGAACACUAUGUAACGCAACAUUCAUGUGAGACCACCAAAUAAACAAAUUACAGAACCCCAUAAGAACCAUAAAAAGAGACUGGCCAAUGAGAAAUGGUCAUGUUGUACAACGACGUCAUCAUGUAAUCGCGUCUCCCAGAGUUGCAGAGGAAGUACAACGACAUUUCAAUUGUAGCAAUCUUCUCGGCGCAGAAUUGGAAGAUCAGGGUGGAUAUGGAACUUCAAUGGUACAUUGGGAAAAGAGAAUAUUCGAGAAUGAGGCCAUGACAGGAACACACACUCAGAACCCUGUCUAUAGCAGAAUUACUCUGGCCCUGUUCGAAGACAGCGGGUGGUAUGAUGUGUCAUACGAGUAAGUGAAUAACGUAUUACGCUUGUUAUUUGUUCUCUAAUAUGAGGGAGUCGUUCAAAUCUAAAUGAAUUGAACUAUGAGACCGGCAUAUCAGAUUCUCCAUAUAAGAGGGGUUCCGGUUAAAUUCAAAUUUUUUUCGGCUACGGCAAUUUUUUUUCUUCAAGGCGCACAAUAAGCAAAACUACUAUCCAUUGUACCGUUCAGGACGCGUCUUAUCCUGUCAUUGCUCUGCAAGUUGCGAGACAUAAAAGUCGGUAUGGCCGAAACGCGUGGCUGAGCAUCACAGCCGAAAACUUUUUGAAUUUACCCGGAACCCCUCUUAUAUCCUUAAACGGUUAGGGCUAAAACAAUUUUGGCUCCUAGGUUUUCAAGAAAAUCUACCAUAAAGUUUGACCGGAAAACCCCGCUAAAUAGUCCUCGCUCCGAAAGACUCUUGGAACAAGGGCCCAAUGGGCAGAGAGCGGAAUCGAGACGUUCUCUACAAGUCUUUCACGAAGUAGCUUCAUUUUUCAGGCAUGCGCAUAAAUAUGCAAAUUUUACAUUCACUUCAAUAUUUUACCCAAAGUACGCAUAAAAAGAAAAAUCUGUUUUUUGCAUUGCAAACAUUCUGGAUUUCCACACCAGGGGAUCAAAAAAACGACCCGUCUCAUAGCUCAACUAAUUUUCGAUUUGAACGAUAUCCCUAGUAAGUCGGUGUCGAUAAAUUUAAUAAGUUGUUUUACAUUACCCAUGCAUGUUUCGUUGCAGAUCAGCCGAGGAUUUCAUGUACGGAAAGAAUCUGGGCUGCGACUUUGUCCAGAUGACUUGUGGAGAAUGGAUUCGGACGCGCCAAGAGCAGUAAGUGGACAACUGUGUUUACUGUCUGCAUGUGGGAUUUACGAUAUACGGAUAUAUUUUAGAGGAUUAUCGAUAAUGCCCUUCUGCCAAGCACCUAAACAUGACGGCCUCAGAUCUCUAGCAGUAACAAGCUGUACAAGCGAGAGAAACGCUCUUUCUUUCUGCAACCUUAUUCCUUAUGAAGAGGAACUGAUUCCUUAUUAUCAAUACUUCGAACAUCUCAAUGGAAUAUCUGAUGCCAAGGUUAGUUUCUAUGGAGGCUCUGUCGAAUUGGCCGACUACUGUCCGUUCUAUCAAGCCUUUGCCUGGCGAGAUCCGGCUGCUGAUCAACCCUUCUUUCGGGAUUCAAGAUGCUCAUUAGACAUAAACACCCCAACCGUAGACAGUAAUCCCAUUAUGGAAGUCUACGGCAACUCUUCCAAAUGUUUUGAUCUCCUUAUUACGUGGACAGAAAGAAAAUGUGGACGAGUAAAAACGUUUUCUCAAAACCUAGCAGGAUGUUACGAGGUAAGAGAAGCCACGGUUUCAUAUAGCUUUUACAGUAUACCUGCAAGAAAGGAAGAGUAAACGUACGAGUAGCAGGAAGUUCGUCGUAUUACCCAUGUUAUCAUGAGGGACAGCAUAUUCAUAUCAACCAGGUAAGUCGGAAUAAACAAACUAGAGUCUUCAGAUAAUAAAUGGAUGGCUUCGACAAGGCAUUAUCGUAUGUCCGUCAUGUGACGAGAUAUGUGGCGCCGAUGACGAACCUGACUUUUGUGGGCCUGAACAAGAGCCACCCCACAAAUACAUCGGGGACGAACCCUUAGUCGAACCGUGUGCCGCGAACUCUCAAUCAAUCAAACGGGUUUUCCUUAUUAUGUCAUUCAUCUUUCUCUUAAGGCAUAUUCCGGUUGUCCAAACAUACGUGUGA